GUUGUCCAUCUCUGCCAGGCAACUUGCGCAGCGAGCAGCGAUAUGUCCUCCCGAGUCAAAGCCAAGGCGUCGCGGGCGGCGGCGGUGCCGAAGGGGGCGCGCUCCAAGACUCUGCGCUCGGUCGACACGAACGUCUCAGCGUACGACCGCACGGACCCGUUCACCGCGCUCAACACGCUCCUCAGGCUCCUCGUCUCGCUCCCGACGCGCCUCGGCGGCUGCCAGUACCGGCUCAGCCCCGACGAGCACGCGCUCUCGCUGCACCUGCUCAGCAUCGUCGAGCCCUUCGUCGGCGUCGCCGAGUCGCAGCGCUCGUUCACACGCCAGCCCACCGAGCUGCUCGACGCGAUCGUCGGGCACGUCGACUCCAGGCAGGACCUGCUCGCCCUCGCGCUCUCGUGCAAACGCAUGCAUGCGAUUGUGUUUCCACGGCACUUUGAAUAUCGCGUCAUCCGCGGCAAGGUCAGCUCCCUCCGGCUCUGGAACCACCUUAUCGUCAAUCGGUCCCUCGCACGUAACAUACGCGUUCUCGAAGUUUUGGAUGAGAGAGCGGCUGCGCAGGAGGUUUUACCGUCUGGAAUCUCGACCACCGAUACAGACCUGGAGUCCACGGACGAUGAGCUUGGAUUACAUGUGAAGCACGAACGGUUUCUGGUCUCCGCUCUGACCCGGAUGACUACCCUGCGCUCGUUCACUUGGUCCUGCAACCAUUCGCCCAUAUCCAUGGAGCAAGUUUGGCCGGCCCUGCUGAAAUGCCGGACCCUAAGCCACAUCGAGAUCAAUGACAACUUGCUCUUCGCGCCAGGGAAUGAAGGGAAUAACAGUCAGGAUCAGAGCAAGAAGUCCAUCGUUCUACCUGAAUUGCGAACGGUGUCGCUGAAGUCGACCAAGCAUACCUAUGGCGCGACCAAGACACCGUCACUGACGCGUCUAUCGACAAUGCUGAACAACUGUCCAAACUUGGAGGAUCUGACUGUAGGCUAUGCACAACGCCGUAGCGGAGACUACCUGAGCCCCGUCGCCGACGACUUACUGCUCUGCGGGCGCUGGCCUUAUCUCCGCUCUCUCACCCUGACGAACCUCUGGUGCCCGCCGCAGACGGGCCUGGACGUCACGAUGUCUUUUCUCGCCGCCCAUGCCAACCUGCAGGUCCUGCAUCUCGACCUGUCGCUAGGCGCGGCGGCGGCGGCAGGCCCGCUCGUCCUGCCCGCCGACGCUCUCCCCCGCCUGCGGGAGCUCCGAAGCAACCGCGACUUUGCGAGCGCGGUGCUGCACUGUCCGUGCUCCGCGGACGGCGGGCGCCCACUCGAGAUCCUGAAAGGCAUGAAGCUGAGCGGCAGUGGAUGGGACGACAGGUUCCUGGCGGGGCUGAAGAAGACUGGGGCGAGCAUGAAGCGUAUCGAGCUUGCGGGGUGGAACGACGUCGAGGACGUCCGACGGCUCGUGUCGUGCGUUCCGAAACUCGUCUGGCUGGAUGUCGGCAAACGGGCCAACAGCGCACCCGCGGCAGCGUCCUCCGCGCCUGCGAACCUCGUGGAAUGGCUCACCGUCCUCUCGCCGCUGGCCGAGCUGACGACGUUCCAUGGCGUGCGGCUCUUCUACGAGGUGUCCGCGACGGACCCGACGAGCGCCGUCUCGCUCUCGGAGCGCAGCCGUCUGCGCAAGAACGAGGAAAUCGCGUCGACGCUCGUGUGGAAGUGUGCGAAGCUCCGUCGUGUCGACCAUUGGGAGGAAGGCUCCGGCAAAGUCGUUGUCCUCGUGCGCGACGGCGAGAAGGCCAAGUACGAAGUCAGAAGGGUCAAGGCGUGAAUCGAGCCCGGCUAGAUGAGAUAUGGACGCUGUUGCGAAUGGAAUGGUUGUAUACUGAAACGCGUUUUCUGAAACCUCCGUGGAUGCGCUCACUAGCUCGUAAAAGUGUAGAAUUAUCAAAGAGAGCAAUGUCGGAUUGUACAUUCGCUCGUGACAGUCCGCAAAUGCAGAGUUUCGCUCUAUGUUUGACCCUGUUGUGGCUAGCUUCGUGGCGUCCGGUGACGCCUUGCUCCCUGAGCUCGGCCUUUCGUCCAGCCAUAGGUCCAGUAUACGGCUAGUUAGCCUUAUCUAGUGCUCAUCGACGGUACGCUUCGUGAUAGCUUUGUCACACUCAACUUCGUCACGCCCAGGCCCCCAUACAACAAUGUUGUUUGAGGUUGUAACCUUACGGGCACGUAUUGAACCGAAGACGAUACUGCCACUUGGUCGUUGUGCAAGCAAAAUUUGGUUCAGCCCGCGACUUUUGCGAGGAAACAAGACUCGCCACUUCUGCCGUGUUUUGACGUGGUAUUCUUAGUGGUCACUGACGUGACGCCUUCCUUUCCGUAUGUCCC
This is a messenger RNA of Phanerochaete carnosa HHB-10118-sp, 2363 nucleotides long. RefSeq lists its product as uncharacterized. Bases 43 to 1809 code for a protein of 588 amino acids. Lineage: Eukaryota; Fungi; Basidiomycota; Agaricomycetes; Polyporales; Phanerochaetaceae. The record is from RefSeq and is a predicted model, not a curated record. The transcript is spliced from 6 exons.